UUCAUGCGUAGUUGAAGCUGUGGAACAAAAAAGGGCCAUCAAACUGCGGCUACAUAGUUGUUGUUUUUGACAGGCACCUUUUAGGACCAACUUAUACGUGACGUAUGGCCGAGUGGUCCUUCGGGCGUCUCCGUUGCAUAGAAACCAAAGCCGAGGGAAGCAUACAUGCAAACCUAAUUCUAAGCUAGAUAGCUUGUAACGAUUUGACGCGUUUUCCUCUGUAUUACUUACACUUAAAUUUGCCGAUAUUUGAAUGCUGGUAGUCGUCUUAAGUCUAUUCACAAAAUUAUCCACCUCGCUAGCCAACUAUUAACAGUUAUUACAUUUGAAUGGGGCGAGUGCGAUGCAAAUGUUAAGUUAACGUUAUAGGUACUGAUGAGUCUUCGGUAUGAUUUAAUACGAUGAAUGACCAUUUCUCUGAUCAUACAAUGUCCACCAACAAAAGAGUUGGCCAUACAUGGACGAAGAACAAGUCAAUUCAGCGCUAUCACUCAUAAACAGUCCGAUGUGACUCUUCGUUAGCUUACCAGAGGGAAGCUAAGUUGGCAGCACAACGAGUCAGGAUCCUGAACAUUGAAACCUUGGACCAUUUCUGUGUCAACACUCCCUUCAUUGAAGUGAGGGCACCAUGGCCGGGGACGCCAGCAGCAUCCCUGAACUGGACCAGGACAAAUAUGACUCUGACGAGCAAGUCAAGAUCAUUUGUUUAGGAGACAGUGCUGUUGGCAAAUCAAAGCUGAUGGAGAGGUUUCUCAUGGACGAAUAUCGCCCCCAGCAGGUGUCUACUUAUGCUCUGACUCUCUACAAGUACCUGACUACUGUAGAGGACAAGUCUGUCGUGGUUGACUUCUGGGACACGGCCGGCCAGGAGAGGUUCCUGAGCAUGCAUCCGUCAUAUUACCAUAAAGCACACGCUUGUAUCAUGGUCUUUGAUGUCCAGAGAAAGGUCACGUAUAAGAACCUCACCAGCUGGUACAAGGAGCUGAGAGAGUUCAGGCCGGAGAUUCCUUGUUGUGUGGUAGCCAACAAAAUCGACGCUGACCUGAAGGUGACCCAAAAGAGCUUUAACUUCGGCAAGAAGCAGGGACUCCCCUUCUACUUUGUGUCUGCAGCCAACGGAACGAAUGUAGUGAAGAUGUUCAGAGAAAUGAUCAAGAGAGCCGUGGACUACAAACAGAACCCCAGCGACUUCAUGGAUGAAGUCAUGCAGGAACUCGAGGCUUUCAGAACUUUGAGCUGGAGAAAGAAGAAGGCCCAUCUUGUGGGGCGGUGAAGUCGGCCAGCCCCGCCCCGGCCCCAGCGGAGGAUGACCUGUAGCCCUCUGAAGCCCUCUCUGGGGGCCGACCGGCAUGCAUGGAGCACGCCUGGAGCACGCUGACCGCAGCAGGAGCGCUGUCCCUUACCUGGAUGUUCAUUUACAACUGUGACAGUUUCAUCUCAACGCUGCCGUGAAGACAAUUCUUUGUGUCUCUUAGUGACCCCCCCCCUGGCCUGUAGCUGCAAUGCUCAGUGAGUGUUUCCCUCCUGCUGCUCUUCUUUAAGGAUGUUGACCAAGGUUGUGUCGUCGUCAUGUAGACCUCAUAUUCUUUGUGUAACAUGCGAUAUAUUUACAUUAAGACCAGUGCAUUUGUAUAUAUCACAAUACCGAUUCAAUGUUUAUCUGGUUGUUUGUGUACUGUAAUGGAAAUGUGAAGUUUGGAGAUGUGUUUAGUGCCCUGCGCACACACACAAAGCAAACCGUGCCUGGGGUCGGACCACUACUCCUCACAGGCGCUCCUGAUGCGGGAGUGAUGCGUGCAGUUAUUCUAGGGAUCCAUGGGUUUAGCUGCUGUUGUUAAAGUAUGACUUUUGAUUGACCAUAUAUAAUAAAAACAGGUGUAUAUAAUG
This is a messenger RNA of Gadus morhua (Atlantic cod), 1887 nucleotides long. It is a transcript of the gene rabl2, whose product is annotated as RAB, member of RAS oncogene family-like 2. The record is from RefSeq and is a predicted model, not a curated record. Gene Ontology annotation, molecular function: GTPase activity; GTP binding. Lineage: Eukaryota; Metazoa; Chordata; Actinopteri; Gadiformes; Gadidae. The coding region runs from base 629 to 1273 and encodes 214 amino acids. The transcript is spliced from 8 exons.